AUGACCAAUCAGAACACCGAUGGGAGUACACACCCCCAUCAACGGUGCCACAGAUACGAGACGAGUAUCGGUAUUCGGGGGUAUCUGGAUUUGAUACCCCCCGAUAUCUUGGAUUGGUAUCGAAUGAGGAUCCCGACUGAAUACAUCGUAUUCAAAGUCCGGGAUUCCAGAGGCCGAUGCGAGACAGGUGUAUUUCCUGUCCUGGAUUCUGAAUAUCAAUACCAUCAAUCCGGUAUUGUGAUACCAAUCCACAUAUCGAGUCGUUCACUGCAUUGGCCUUGGCGAAGAUCAAGACCCACACCAAUCAGAACUCGAAGGAGGCAAGCAGAUGGCAACCAAGCACCAAACCCACCAUCUGGCGGUACCGGACUACGCUACUUUGAGACAAUCGUCGGCCCAAAGGGAUCCGGCUUGGGGGCUGGGAUGAGAGUCUCUGGAAGGAAAUCCAUCAGAACAUCCAGACAACCCUCCACACUGAUAACCGACCUCAAUCCAAUCACCUCAACCCCUCCCACUCAACCACCACAGCCAGCAACAUCCCAAAACAACAACAACCAAACACCACUGGAUCGAGCUCAUCACCAAACCACUCAGAAUCUUGACGGCAAUCCUGCCGCAGGUGCGCUGGCACUCACCGAAGGUCGAACGAGUGUGAUCCCCGGAGGUGGACUGAAUCCUGAAGAUAGUGAUGAAGAACCAAACCCAGCCUCCUGUCCCUCACAACUCUCAAACCAAGACGAAUCUCAGGAUAGAAGACCGAUCUCCCGUAACCCUACCAACACCACCAUCAAGACCCACCGUCGUCAAAUCUCAGCCAUCACCUUUGCAAGUAACCCACUCGGUUUUGCCAGUCCACCCGGCUCAAUCCUCAACCUCAGUCGUAGUCGAACACGCGCCCAACGGGGACACUCCAUCAGCUCGAUCGCGACCACCAAUACCAAUGACCCUGAUAAACGAAUGUCGGACAUGCUAUUUACUUACAGGCCCUUUGACGCCAGAAGAUCAACUCAGAUCGUCGGAAGAGUCAAAUUAGAACCGGCACCAUUGCUCGAAGCAGACAAUGAAGAUGAUACGGGUGAUGAAGAUAUUGAGACCGAUCAAACCGAUACCGGUACCGAACUAGGAGAGGAUGAUAGUAGCUUCAACCUGGAGGAAAUCGGUGAAGAUUCUGGGACGAUGGAUGAUAAUCUGAGCAUCAAGAGUCGAAGAAGGAGGCCGAAACGCGACCUGAGUUCGAUCGGAACCAGCUCGAUCGAUUUGAUGACCCCUGCAGACUCCCUGAACAAAAGCCUCUCGAGUGGCCUGGCCACCUCGAUCGUCGAAUCCAAUCCGCUCAACCGAACUAAUGGCCAAUCUCCCGACGUACUCAUAUCUGUUCACGGUGUCGAACGUGGUGGAAACGGGAACCAAUCUCCUCCGAUGGUACAGAGGCACCUCAUCAGUCGACAAACCGGGAAAACCGCCGUCGCUUUGGACACCAUCCUCAACCAGAAACGAUGGAAUGACGGAACCGAUGAGACCCAAAAGCUCUACUGUGUCUACGUCGCCGUUGGCCAAAAGAGAUCGACCGUCGCCCAGAUGGUUCAAACCUUGGAAGAGAACGAUGCCUUGAAAUACUCGAUCAUCGUCGCCGCCACUGCCUCCGAGGCAGCUCCUCUUCAAUACUUGGCCCCCUUCUCUGGGUGCGCCAUGGGUGAAUGGUUCCGUGACAACGGCAAGCACGCCUUGAUCAUCUACGAUGAUUUGUCCAAGCAGGCUGUGGCCUAUCGUCAGAUGUCCUUGCUCCUUCGUCGUCCCCCUGGUCGUAAGGCUUACCCCGGAGAUGUUUCGUAUUACCUCCACUCGCGUCUAUUGGAACGAGCUGCCAAGAUGAACGACAAAUUGGGCGGUGGUUCAUUGACUGCUCUCCCAAUCAUCGAGACCCAGGGAGGAGAUGUAUCAGCUUAUAUCCCCACCAACGUCAUCUCGAUCACUGAUGGCCAGAUCUUCUUGGAAGCCGAAUUGUUCUUCAAAGGUGUCCGACCUGCUAUCAACGUUGGUUUGUCUGUCUCCCGUGUCGGAUCUGCCGCCCAGACCAAAAUCAUGAAGAGUGUCUCGGGAUCGCUCAAAUUAUAUCUUGCCCAAUACCGUGAUGUCGCGGCAUUUGCCCAAUUCGGUUCCGAUCUUGAUGCUUCCACCCGUUACUUGCUCAGUCGUGGUGCCCGUCUUACCGAACUCCUAAAACAAGGUCAAUACCAACCUUUGGCUUUCAAAGUCCAAGUCCCCAUCCUCUACGCCGGUGUGAACGGUAUGCUUGAUAAAGUACCGGUCAAGAAGAUUGUCAGCUGGGAUCUCGCUUUCCGUGAUCAUCUCAAGAACGAGCAAUCAGCUCUUCUUGCAAUGUGUCAACUCCCUCACCCUCGUCCCAGCAUCCUCAUCAAAGCAGCUUCCUCAUCCCUUGGCCUCUUCCUCUAUUGCUUUGUCUCUUCCACCAUCCACCCUCCUGCUUGCCUGUCCACCAAAACCAAUAUUUUGCUACCAGUACCAGCAUUCUUCUGGUACCAGAAUCAAUUACACUGA
Molecule: messenger RNA, 2559 nt
Organism: Puccinia graminis f. sp. tritici CRL 75-36-700-3
Lineage: Eukaryota; Fungi; Basidiomycota; Pucciniomycetes; Pucciniales; Pucciniaceae
Exons: 10
Coding region: 1-2559 (852 amino acids)
Biological process (GO): proton motive force-driven ATP synthesis
Molecular function (GO): ADP binding; proton-transporting ATP synthase activity, rotational mechanism; ATP binding
Source: RefSeq, a predicted model, not a curated record